AUGAAUUUCAUAAAUUCAGUGUUUAUCUAUCCUUUCUCAAAGAUCCUGAAUUACCUUGGAUUAUGGCAGAAAAGUGGAAAACUUGUCUUUCUUGGUCUCGACAAUGCUGGCAAAACUACUCUUUUACAUCGCCUUAAAGACGAUCGCUAUGGAACGCAUAAUCCAACUCUCCACGCCACAUGCGAGGAACUUACCAUUGCUGGCAUGAAGUUCACAACAUAUGAUCUCGGUGGUCAUGAGCAAGCCCGGAAAGUUUGGCACUCCUACAUUCCUGCAGUAGAUGGAAUCGUAUUUAUAGUUGACGCCAGUGAGAGCGAACGGUUUGAUGAAGCCAAAGCUGAAUUAGACAGCCUAAUAAUGGACCAACAAGUUGCUAAUGCACCCAUCCUCGUUCUGGGAAACAAAAUUGACGUACCGUCAGCCGUCAGUGAAGCUGUUCUACGAAGUCACUUGGGUUUGGAUGGUCAAGUAACGGGGAAAGGAAUUGUUCCAAGGGAACACAUCGACAGCGGCAGACCUAUUGAAAUUUACAUGUGCAGUAUACUUAAACGGCAAGGGUAUGGUGAUGCCUUUAAGUGGCUUGCUCAGUACCUGGACUGA
Messenger RNA from Mesocestoides corti, 600 nucleotides. The record is from the annotation of a GenBank genome assembly. NCBI's taxonomy places the organism in Eukaryota, Metazoa, Platyhelminthes, Cestoda, Cyclophyllidea, Mesocestoididae.